Messenger RNA from Ornithorhynchus anatinus (platypus), 1085 nucleotides. RefSeq names its product small ubiquitin like modifier 1 (gene SUMO1). The record is from RefSeq and is a predicted model, not a curated record. Gene Ontology annotation, biological process: protein sumoylation. The transcript has 5 exons. NCBI's taxonomy places the organism in Eukaryota, Metazoa, Chordata, Mammalia, Monotremata, Ornithorhynchidae. Gene Ontology annotation, cellular component: nucleus; PML body. The coding region runs from base 23 to 328 and encodes 101 amino acids. Gene Ontology annotation, molecular function: ubiquitin-like protein ligase binding; protein tag activity.
CUGCCGCCCCCGCCCCGCCGCCAUGUCUGACCAGGAAGCGAAACCUUCAGCCGAAGACUUGGGGGAUAAGAAAGAAGGAGAAUACAUUAAGCUCAAAGUCAUUGGACAGGACAGCAGUGAAAUUCACUUCAAGGUGAAAAUGACAACGCAUCUCAAGAAACUCAAAGAAUCAUACUGUCAGAGACAGGGCGUCCCCAUGAAUUCACUCAGGUUUCUCUUCGAAGGUCAGAGAAUUGCCGAUAAUCACACUCCAAAAGAGCUGGGAAUGGAGGAAGAAGAUGUGAUUGAAGUUUAUCAGGAACAGACGGGGGGGCAUUCGACAGUCUAGAUCUUCAGUUUUUUUUUUUUUCUUUUCCCCCUAAUCCUUUUUUAUUUUUAAACGAUAGUUCUUUUGUAAUGUGGUGUUCAACACUGAAUUGAAACUGGCACCCCGUCUCUGGGAGUCUGACUUUGGAGCGUCUGGCAUUUUGAAUUCUCGUGCUCAUUAUACACUAUCAUUUUGUUUUCAUUGUGCUGAACUCUUGUGAUCGAGCCGCGGCCCCCCCCACCCCCUCCUCCUCCCCCCCUUUUUUAAAACACCAGAAUGCAUAUACACACAAACACACACACUUUCACCGGGCUCAUGCAUUGCACGCUUGAAGGCGAUCGGGUCUACCGGCGUAUGUGUUCUUAAUCGACUUUCAUCCGGGCCCGGCUUCUGGCUUCCCUCCUGGACUAUAACUUUCCAUGGGAGACGGAAGUGGUUUCUGAGGACUGAAAUGCGGAGAAGUCACGUCUCCAAAAUCCGGAGCUGUCUCAAGCCCGGCCUGGCGGUCUGGAUCAGAAGGGGGGGCCUGCAGAGAUGGCUUUGCCGAAGAGACACAGAAAAUGUUUUAAGAUUUUUUUUUUUUUUUAAUCUUGGCAGAAGUUCCCAGAAAAAUUCUAAUUCCUUCUAGCAAUUAAUAAAAGUUUCAUGCAGAAAUGUUGGCAGCAGAGAACUCCUAGCUCAUUUUGACUUUAUUUGUACUCUCUGGCCUGGGACAUGGGUUUUAAAUGGACAUUGUCUGUACCAGCUUCAUUAAAAUAAACAAAAACGUUUGUAAAAA